GAUACCUCUCCUGAAGAUAUUUUCAGCAGAGCCGACACCGGAGAUGGUGACAGAGAUCUGGCUUCGUAUGAAGGAUGUGAUAUACAGGAAAGAUCUCAGACCGCAAUCAGAGAUAAUGAUUAUGCGGAACUUGAAGAAAGCUUUGAACUGUGUAAAAUGGACGACAGUUAUACCAGAACAACCAAAGAAACAAAUAAUCAUUUCUUUUCGUACAACAAUGGGCUGCUGUCAAAGCUUUCUCCAGAAGGUGGCGCAUGUGCUCUCCAUCUGGGUAAGAAUGCUGCUGAGCAAAGAUCAUCAGUAUUGGAUGAUGUGGGAAUGGACAUCCCAUACGAUGCAGAAGAAAUCAGACCUGAACCUCCUAAUUCCCUGGAUCUGAAUGGUUCUCAUGCCAGAAAAAUAAAGCUCACUGCUCCCAACAUAAACUUAUCUCUGGACCACAGCGAAGGUUCCAUCUUGUCUGAUGACAACCUUGACACCCCAGAUGAGUUGGACAUUAAUGUAGAUGACCUUGAUACUCCAGAUGAAGCAGAUUCCUUUGACUACACAGGUCAAGAUGAUCGACCGGCACUUGGACACUCGGUGCAACAAAACUUUGACUCUAUUGAAGAGUAUACAGCAGAAGAAGAGAGAGCUGAUAACAAGCUAUGGAGGACUGUCAUCAUUGGGGAGCAGGAACAAAGAAUUAACAUGAAAGCUAUUGAACCUUACAAAAAAGUGAUAUCGCAUGGAGGUUACUACGGAGAGGGUGUAAAUGCCAUCAUUGUGUUUGCUGCUUGUUUCCUGCCGGACAGCAGUCACGCUGAUUACAAUUAUGUCAUGGAAAACCUUUUUCUAUAUGUAAUAAGUACACUGGAACUCAUGGUAGCAGAGGACUAUAUGAUAGUCUAUCUAAAUGGAGCCACUCCACGAAGAAAGAUGCCAGGCUUAGGAUGGAUGAAGAGGUGUUACCAAAUGAUAGACAGGCGGCUAAGGAAGAACCUAAAGUCAUUCAUAAUUGUUCAUCCAUCAUGGUUUAUUAGAACUAUAUUAGCUGUGACACGACCUUUCAUAAGUUCCAAGUUCAGCAGCAAGAUAAAAUAUGUGUCCAGUUUAGCUGAGCUACGAGAACUUAUUCCAAUGGACUAUGUACAGAUUCCGGAAAGUAUUAUCAAGCUGGAUGAAGAAUUGAAAGAAAGUGAAGCCAACUCCGCCCCCCGGCAUGGCGGCGCUCGCAGGGAAGGGAACCCGGAGGACGGAUGCUCCGGCCGGAGGACACGGCUGGAGGACACAGCGGGAGGACAUCGGGGGCUCGUUUGGACAAGAGCUGCAUGUAUGCCGACCGAGCCAGAAAUGACUUCCCUGGAUCAAAAGUUUGACAAGAAGACUGAAGAUCAUUUAUAAUGUCAUCAAGUAAAAAAUAUUACUGUAUAAUUUGUUUUUCUUUUUGUCCAUGUAAAGGCCAAGCUAUCCUAUGUAUAUUAUUUUUUUAAAUGUGUAAUUUAAUGAUAGAACGAAAUAUAAAAAAAUCUCUUUAAUCCAAGAUGGCAUCAGUUCAAAAGAUCAACAUGAUGGUAUUUAAAGGGAAUGGGAUGUAUUUUCUAUACCAAAAAGACUUUUCAAAUAAGAUGGUCUAUUUAGAGUUUGCUAUGGUGAAAGUCAUACUAGUACUUUUGUCAACAGCAUGGUAGAGUUUGAAGCAGUUUUUCCCCUUUGUGGUUGUCAGGCCAUUAGAGCAGGAAUGUCUUAUUAUGAGGAAACAAAAAGAGUAUAAUUACAAGGCUGACGCUGUCAGAUGUGAGAACAGAGAAUCUUAUGCAACAUGGGAAAGUCUUGAGAUCCUAGUCAAUUUUGCGCCUGUGUAACUAAAAUACCACAGUUCACCAUAGUAAAGUUUGAACAGUCCUAUAUUACAGUGAUACCCUUUCCUCCAAGCAAGAUGUGCAAAAUACAAAUACCUAUUUAUUUUGUUAUAAGCUAGUAACAACUUGCCUUUAACACAAUUUAUUUGUGUACAUGCAAAUGCAAAUCAUAACAUAGCAUGCUCAUAUUUUGAGAAUAUCAUAUACAUGUGCACAAUCAUUGUAUGCAUCAAUUUGGUUUAUGUUCACUCAUCAGUACAUAUGGUAUCCACUAUAAAUCAUUUACACUUGCCAAUUGCAUAUGCUACUGCAGAUGUGUCUUUUUGUUUGUUUAGAAAUAAUCCAAAUAAACUGUUAAUUGUAAAAUGUUGGUGCAGUGGCAGUUAUAUCUAAAUAUGUAUUUUGUCCUAUUUUUAAAUUUGUGGUGUAGGAACCUAAAGCUAAAUUUGUAAAGCUACUGUACUUCUCUAAUCCCACAGCAGGAUGAGCACACACUCUUCAAACCUCUGUGAAGGACAUUUCAAACAGUACCUAGAACACAAAACCUGUAAUUCAUUAAGUUACAGGGAUUAAAGCAUAUCUAUGGUCAAAAUUCA
This is a messenger RNA of Rana temporaria (common frog), 2437 nucleotides long. Its product is annotated as protein prune homolog 2. Gene Ontology annotation, biological process: apoptotic process. The transcript has 12 exons. The coding region runs from base 157 to 1383 and encodes 408 amino acids. Gene Ontology annotation, cellular component: cytoplasm. The record is from RefSeq and is a predicted model, not a curated record. NCBI's taxonomy places the organism in Eukaryota, Metazoa, Chordata, Amphibia, Anura, Ranidae.